Molecule: messenger RNA, 2569 nt
Organism: Silurus meridionalis
Lineage: Eukaryota; Metazoa; Chordata; Actinopteri; Siluriformes; Siluridae
Product: stress-70 protein, mitochondrial-like
Exons: 1
Coding region: 194-2230 (678 amino acids)
Biological process (GO): cellular response to unfolded protein; protein refolding
Cellular component (GO): cytoplasm; mitochondrion
Molecular function (GO): ATP-dependent protein folding chaperone; ATP hydrolysis activity; heat shock protein binding
Source: RefSeq, a predicted model, not a curated record
GUCUGUUGGCGGAAGUUGUCGGCAUCGCUUCUGAUCUCAUAAGUGAAAGAGAGUUCCAGAAGCAUAGUAUCGGAAAGGUGGAAGCAGGUUAUUAGUAGUGAUUGUGAGGUUUCGUAAAAUCAGUUUUACGCAAAAUAUUUCUAGCUGUUUCCUUAAUCGUUUAUAGUAUACGGAUGUUUGAAAUUUAGGGAAUAUGUUGAAUUUAGCAAAGGCUAUUUCCCGAACCCCAUCUCCAAGCUGCGUUCGAGGUGUUUCAGCUUUAGUGAAAAAGGCUUGCUUGAAUCAUUUGACGGAACAUGCUAUUCAGAUUACAUCUAGACGUCAAUAUGCCUCAGAAGCAAUCAAAGGAGCAGUGAUUGGAAUUGACUUGGGGACUACAAAUUCUUGUGUUGCUGUCAUGGAUGGAAAACAAGCAAAGGUGCUUGAAAAUGCAGAAGGUGCAAGGACAACUCCAUCCGUUGUAGCUUUUACAGCUGAUGGGGAGAAACUGGUGGGUAUGCCUGCCAAACGGCAAGCUGUCACAAAUCCAAACAACACGUUCUACGCUACCAAGCGCCUGAUUGGGAGACGCUUUGAUGACCCUGAAGUGCAGAAAGAUUUAAAGAAUGUCCCAUAUAAGAUAGUACGUGCAUCAAAUGGAGAUGCCUGGAUAGAGGCUCAUGGAAAGCUUUACUCCCCUAGCCAGGUUGGGGCCUUUAUUCUGAUAAAGAUGAAAGAGACUUCAGAGAAUUAUUUGGGCCAUAUGGUGAAAAAUGCUGUCGUCACUGUACCAGCUUAUUUUAAUGAUUCUCAGAGACAGGCAACCAAAGAUGCUGGCCAGAUUGCAGGUCUAAAUGUGCUGAGAGUCAUCAAUGAACCUACAGCCGCUGCUUUGGCAUAUGGACUUGAAAAGACUCAGGACAAAGUAAUUGCAGUGUAUGAUCUUGGAGGAGGCACAUUUGAUAUUUCAAUUUUAGAGCUUCAAAAAGGAGUUUUUGAAGUGAAAUCUACCAAUGGGGACACAUUCUUAGGUGGUGAAGAUUUUGAUCAGUAUCUGCUAAGGCAUAUAGUGAAAGAGUUCAAAAGAGAGUCGGGUGUUGAUCUAACAAGAGACAACAUGGCAUUGCAAAGGUUGCGAGAGGCAGCUGAGAAGGCCAAAUGUGAACUUUCUUCUUCUCUGCAGACUGACCUCAACCUACCUUACUUAACAAUGGACAGCUCUGGUCCUAAACACUUGAACAUGAAACUUACCCGUGCCCAGUUCGAGGGUAUUGUAGGAGAUCUAAUUAGAAGGACUGUGGCCCCAUGUCAGAAGGCCAUGCAAGAUGCUAAUGUUUCUAAGAGUGAUAUCGGAGAAGUUUUGCUGGUGGGGGGCAUGACUCGCAUGCCAAAGGUUCAGCAAACAGUACAGGAUCUGUUUGGUAGGGCUCCAAGUAAAUCUGUUAACCCAGAUGAAGCUGUGGCUGUUGGGGCAGCCAUCCAGGGGGGUGUGUUGGCUGGAGAUGUGACAGAUGUGCUCUUGUUGGAUGUCACUCCUCUCUCUUUGGGAAUUGAAACUCUGGGUGGUGUGUUCACCAAACUUAUCAACCGUAAUACAACCAUUCCCACCACAAAAAGCCAGGUGUUUUCUACUGCUGCUGAUGGGCAAACACAAGUGGAAAUUAAAGUUUGCCAAGGUGAGCGUGAAAUGGCAGUGGAUAAUAAGAUCCUAGGACAGUUCACAUUGGUUGGCAUCCCUCCUGCUCCACGUGGUGUUCCACAAAUUGAAGUCACUUUUAAUAUUGAUGCUAAUGGAAUUGUGCAUGUUUCUGCUAAAGACAAAGGCACUGGGCGUGAACAGCAGAUCGUCAUUCAAUCCUCUGGUGGUCUCAGUAAAGAUGACAUUGAGAAUAUGAUUAAGAAUGCUGAAAAGCAUGCAGAGGAGGACAGAAAGAGGAAGGAUCGGGUUGAGGCUGUUAACAUGGCUGAAGGCAUUGUCCAUGAUACGGAGUCAAAGAUGGAGGAGUUUAAGGACCAACUACCAACUGAAGAGUGCAAAAAGCUUCAGGAUGAGAUCACUAAAGUGAGAGAUCUGCUUACACGGAAGGACCUAGAGACUGGAGAAAGCAUCAAACAGGCAGCCACAGGUCUACAGCAAACAUCACUCAAGCUCUUUGAAAUGGCUUAUAAGAAGAUGGCUUCAGAGAGAGAAGGCAGCACUGGCAGUUCAAGUGGAAUGGAGACAGGAGAGGAAAAGGAGGGACAACAAUAAAGCCUUCAAAGUGAGGGCUAUCCAUGGACUAAAGACUGAUAUUGGUCUCCAGUUAUUCUAAUAUUGUGCUUUAUCACAAUACUGAACAUUUGUAUUUACCAUCAUUCUGAAAUUAAUUUCAUACAUGUACUUUUCAAGUUAACUUGAGCGAUUGUUGUUUUUUUUUCACCUAUUUCUCCUGUCUGUAAAAUGCUUUUGUGACCCUCAGUUUAAAUUGUGUAAAUGAAAUGUUUUCUCUGACAUCAUAACUUAUUUUUUGGGUGGGGGUUGUUUUCAUUGUUUAAUUGGUACCAUAGUUAAAUAUCUUUGUGUCUAUUAAAAGUUACUGGUAUGUCCUGA